Messenger RNA from Dichomitus squalens LYAD-421 SS1, 966 nucleotides. RefSeq names its product adenine nucleotide alpha hydrolases-like protein. Lineage: Eukaryota; Fungi; Basidiomycota; Agaricomycetes; Polyporales; Polyporaceae. The record is from RefSeq and is a predicted model, not a curated record. The transcript is spliced from 7 exons. The annotation marks the transcript as partial. Gene Ontology annotation, biological process: FAD biosynthetic process. Gene Ontology annotation, molecular function: FMN adenylyltransferase activity.
GUGGACUACAGCGCGAUCGCGGAAGAGGUGUAUGCGUUCGCGGCGGGCACAGACCCGCUCGCGGGCCCGGUCAAGGAGGCGUUGGUCGUGAUCGACGACGCGCUCGACACCUGGGGACAGGACCGCAUCUCGCUGAGCUUCAACGGGGGCAAGGACUGCACCGUCCUCCUGCACCUCGUCGCGGCCGCCCUCGGCCGGCGCACGCCCGCGGCCGCGGCCCGCAAGCCCCUCGCCGCGGUGUACAUCCCCGUGCCGUCGCCCUUCCCCGAGCUCGAGGCGUUCAUCGCCGCCGCGGCGCGCGCGUACGCCCUCGCCCUCUUCCGCUGCGCGCCCCCCGCCGGUUCCGCGCUGCCCGUCGAGUCCGUCCCCACCCCCGGGGCGGCCGGGGCGCCGCCCGCGGAGCGCCCCGCGCACGUCAAGGGCGGGGAGGGCAUGCGGCGGGCGCUCGAGAUGUACAAGGCGCGCUUCCCGGCGGUGGAGGCGAUCGUUAUCGGGACGAGGAGGGGCGACCCGCAUGGCGGUGAGCUGGGUUUCCGGAACCCGACAGACGACGGCUGGCCGCGCUUCGUGCGCGUGAACCCGAUCAUCAACUGGGCCUACGCCGACGUCUGGGCGUACCUCAAGCGCUUCCGCAUACCGUACUGCUCGCUCUACGACCAAGGAUACACUUCGCUCGGCUCGACCUACAACACGUUUCCGAACCCUGCCCUGCGCGCGGCGAACGGGCGCGCGGCCUCCCCUGCGCCCUCGUCGUCUUCGCCACCACAACUAUCAUCACCGCCAUCAUCAUCAUCAUCAUCAUCAUCAUCAUCAUCAUCGCAGCAGGCCUCGCGGUUGAACGGGAACGGGAACUCGAAUGGGAACUCGAAUGGGAACAGGGCGGGGGGAUGUACGUGCCAGGCGAAGCCGUACCGGCCUGCGUACGAGCUGCAGGACGGGAGCUUGGAGCGGGCGGGGCGGGGGAGC